Molecule: messenger RNA, 1356 nt
Organism: Dendronephthya gigantea
Lineage: Eukaryota; Metazoa; Cnidaria; Anthozoa; Malacalcyonacea; Nephtheidae
Product: protein O-linked-mannose beta-1,4-N-acetylglucosaminyltransferase 2-like
Exons: 2
Coding region: 228-1334 (368 amino acids)
Biological process (GO): protein O-linked glycosylation via mannose
Cellular component (GO): endoplasmic reticulum
Molecular function (GO): protein binding; protein O-acetylglucosaminyltransferase activity
Source: RefSeq, a predicted model, not a curated record
UGCAUAGGCAGGCUAGAUUCUAGAGAAGCAUCGCCGAUGAUUUUCCCUAUUUUUUUCUACCAUAGAAAGAUGAAGAUUUACAUUCAAAAUUUAGGCUGCCCAGCACAAACUAAAACUCGGUUAACUCGCUAAAAUUGAAGAGAAACUUCACAACAGCCUUGGCAAUAAAGUGCUGACUCAGCAAGAUUGUGGUGAUUAGUGAUUACGGUCAAGCACACAAGAACAACAUGAGUUGGAUAUUUUGGAAUCCAAUCUUGUUAUCCAAACUUUUACAAAGAGCUAUUGACACAUUGGUAUGUUUUCAAGAGGUGACUGUUGGUAUUUCAAAAUUUACAACAUGGUAUGAAUAUGGUUUCCACAUGCCUCAAGCACCUUUGCCAAACCAUACUGCUGAUGGUACAAUUAUUCGUCAGUUUACAACAUAUAUUACCAACAAACUUGGAGUAACACACAAGACGAAAGACUCAGACUAUCUCAUCUUAUUUUCACGAGAAUCCAACAGACUCAUACUUAACGAGUUAGAGCUCACAUUUACAAUAGCAACAACCUUUAAUCUACGCAUUGUCCGGCUAAGUCUGGAAACAAAUGAACUUGGUGAAAUUAUAAAACAGAUCCAAGGUUCAGCAGGAAUAAUUGGCAUGCAUGGAUCAAUUCUAGUCUUAUCCAUGUUCCUUUCUCCUGGCACUUUUGUCAUCGAGCUGUUUCCUUAUGCCAUUAAUCCUCAAAACUACACACCUUAUAAAACUCUUGCUGAGAUCAUGGAUAUUAGGUAUAGAUCGUGGCAAAAUAAAUUCAAGAACAACACUAUUGUGUAUCCUAACAGAUCAAAAACUGAAGGUGGGAUUAUACAUUUGGAUAAAGAGACACAAACAGAGAUCAUAAACAUGGACGAUGUUCCUCCUCAUUUGUGCUGUAAUGACCCCUACUGGUUGUUUAGAAUUUACCAAGACACUGCUGUUGAUAUUCCAUCUUUUAUUGGAGUUCUAAGAAAUGCUUUAAAUGAGGUGAAAAAAACACAAAAAAGGAAAUACAUAAAAAAGUAUCCUGGCAAAAUAAGAAGUAUUCUCUGCAAAUGUUUGAUAUCUAAGGAUGGUGUUAGUUUAUUUGUAUCCUGGGAGGGUUCCUGGAAUAUGCAGUUUUACAACAAUAUUUCCUAUGAAGUUUGGAUUCAAGAUACUUCAGACCAAAAUUACAUGGCAUAUUUAUUGUCAGGGGUUACAGAACACACAUUUCAUGACAAUAUAACAUAUAAUACAACAUAUAGUAUCUGGAUUCGUGGGGUUAUAAAUGACAACUAUGGUCCAUUUUCUAAUUCAUGUACCUGUUCACCAUAAUUCAUUCCACUGAUAUAUUCAC